This is a messenger RNA of Colletotrichum aenigma, 414 nucleotides long. RefSeq lists its product as uncharacterized. The coding region runs from base 1 to 414 and encodes 137 amino acids. Lineage: Eukaryota; Fungi; Ascomycota; Sordariomycetes; Glomerellales; Glomerellaceae. The record is from RefSeq and is a predicted model, not a curated record. The transcript is spliced from 2 exons.
AUGCGUACCCUCAUCCUUCUAUUGCUCCCCACGGCGGCUCUUGCACAGAACGCCGGCAUGUGCAGCGAUUGCUCUCCGCCCAGGGGCCGCAACGGGCACCCGAUCAUGGCCGUCGGCGGAGUGAUGGGCGGUGGGGGAUUUGGAGUGCCGAUGGCUCCUCCGAUGCUGAAUCCGGCGCCACCCCUCAUGAUGGGCAUGUUCAGAGGCAGGGGGGGCCGCGGGGGUGGGCGUGGCGGCGGAGGCGGGCGGGGUGGCGGAGGAGAUCCGAUCAUGGAAUCGGUUCCGAACAAGAACCGGCCUUCACGCACGCGUCCGAACCGGAAGAAUGGGAGACGGGAUGUCGAGGAAGAGGAAUUUGCGGGGAUCCAGCGCCCCCGGGUUCUCGAGAAAAACGCGAUGGAGUGGGAUGGUUGA